Messenger RNA from Drosophila montana, 1335 nucleotides. RefSeq names its product giant (gene gt). Gene Ontology annotation, cellular component: nucleus. The record is from RefSeq and is a predicted model, not a curated record. Lineage: Eukaryota; Metazoa; Arthropoda; Insecta; Diptera; Drosophilidae. The transcript is spliced from 4 exons. Gene Ontology annotation, molecular function: DNA-binding transcription factor activity, RNA polymerase II-specific; RNA polymerase II cis-regulatory region sequence-specific DNA binding. Bases 1 to 1335 code for a protein of 444 amino acids. Gene Ontology annotation, biological process: regulation of transcription by RNA polymerase II.
AUGUUGAUGCACGAGAAACUAUUGACUGGGCAGUUCUUUGAUUUGAAGACUGAUCGCAAGCCCCUGCUGCAUCAUCAUCAUCAUCAUCAUCAUCUGCAGCAAUAUCAGCUGCCGCACAGCCAAUUGCAGCAGCCUUCGCACUUGGCGCUGCCCAAAAUGGAUUUGUAUGCCGCCUACGCCUAUCAGCAACAGUUGCUGUCGCUCAGCCAGCAACAGCAGCAGCCAGUUGCUGUUGCCGCCGAGGUGCUGGAUUUGUCGCGUCGCUGCGACAGCGUGGAGACGCCACGGAAAACACCCUCACCCUAUCAGACAAAUUAUAGCUACGGCAGCGGCUCGCCAGCCGCCUCGCCCACAGCCAUACCCAGCAAUCUGCUCUACUCCGCACAGGCAGCCGCCGCCGCCGCCCAACAGCAGCAGCAGCAGCAUCAUCAACUGGCCACGCUUUAUCCGGCGCUUUAUUACGGCGGCGGCAACAGCAUUAAGCAGGAGCCAAGUCCAGCUGCCAAGACGGGCAACAGCAGCGCCACCGCCACCGCCACCGCGAGCCUGUUGCAGACAUUUGCCGCUGCCUCGGCGGCAGCUGCUGCUGCUGCUGCCGUCUCUGCCAGCGCUGCGGAGCAGUCGUCGCGGCCGGCCAGCAAUGCCAGCACCAUGCAGAUCGAUGUGCUCGAGGCGCCGCAGUCUCCCAGCAGCGCCACGACCACGCCCACCAGCAGCACAGCAACACUGGCGACGACAGAUGCCAGCAAAACGACGCGUCCGUUUAAGGCAUUUCCCCGCGAUCCGCUGGUGAUAGCUGCCAAUUUUGCGGCCACCGAUGUGCUGCUGGAUAAUCCGCGCGUGGAGCGCUACACGGAGUAUCGGAAGCGUGUGCUCGAGCAGAUACGCAGCUCGAAUGGGGGCGCACGGACCGUAACCAAUCCGAAAAUGCGACGCACCAAUUCGCGCAGCGGCAGCGUCAACGAGGGCAGCAGCUCGAACAACAAUAGCGAGAGCGAGGAUCGUGCCGCCGCCGAGGAGUCCAGCGAUUGUGAUUCGCAUGCGGGCAACUUUGAGAAGCUAUCGGGCACAGGCAACGCCUCCAGCAGAUCUGCAUCGGGCGCUGCCGCGGCAGCCGCUGCUGCUGGCGUUGGCCAGGUGAAGGAUGCCGCCUACUAUGAGCGUCGGCGCAAAAACAAUGCGGCGGCCAAGAAGUCGCGCGAUCGACGACGCAUCAAGGAGGACGAGAUCGCCAUCCGGGCGGCCUAUCUGGAGCGACAGAAUAUUGAGCUGUUGUGCCAGAUUGAUGCGCUCAAGGCGCAGCUGGCCGCGUUUACCGCCAAAAUGGCUGUUUAG